Messenger RNA from Abrus precatorius (Indian licorice), 915 nucleotides. Its product is annotated as ubiquitin-conjugating enzyme E2 variant 1A-like. Bases 160 to 639 code for a protein of 159 amino acids. The record is from RefSeq and is a predicted model, not a curated record. The transcript is spliced from 5 exons. Gene Ontology annotation, cellular component: nucleus. NCBI's taxonomy places the organism in Eukaryota, Viridiplantae, Streptophyta, Magnoliopsida, Fabales, Fabaceae. Gene Ontology annotation, biological process: DNA damage tolerance; protein K63-linked ubiquitination.
CACAUAGGAAAGAAGGGUGGGAGUGGGAGUGGGAGUCGGUGUACAACUAACUACAACAUCAACUUCAUCCCCAAAUCAAACUUCGGUGGCUUUUCCUUUCUCUAACGAUUGUUUAACCAAACCCUACCCUUCUGGGUCUUUGAAAUUUUCAUCCUCGUAAUGGGUUCCGAAGGAUCCAGCGUCGUCGUUCCUAGGAAUUUCAGAUUAUUGGAAGAGCUUGAAAGAGGUGAGAAGGGAAUUGGAGAUGGAACUGUUAGCUAUGGAAUGGAUGAUGCUGAUGAUAUAUACAUGCAGUCUUGGACUGGGACUAUCAUUGGUCCACCUGGUACUGUUCAUGAAGGACGUAUAUACCAGUUGAAAUUAUUUUGUGGCAAGGACUAUCCAGACAAUCCUCCAUCUGUUAGAUUUCAAACAAGGAUUAACAUGACAUGUGUCAAUCAAGAAACUGGAGUGGUUGAGCCACAUCUGUUCCCGAUGCUGGCUAAUUGGAAACGCGAGUGUACAAUGGAAGACAUUUUGAUGCAAUUGAAGAAAGAAAUGAUGUCUCCACAAAAUCGGAAGCUAACUCAGCCUCCUGAAGGCAAUGAAGAAGCCAGGAUUGACCAAAAGGGGCUGGUGGUGAAAUGUUGUAUUAUGUAAUUCAGUGGAGAAUCCAAGAGUUAUAAUGUAAAUAACCAUAUUCAAUAGAUGAUCCAAGUUCAUGGACGUGUGCAUUUAUUAUGUAAUUAUAGACGAUUUCCGUAUGUUAACUGGAGCAAUCAUAUAGUGACUAUCUUGUCUGUGAAUUUUUAUUGUACAGAGGCUGUUUUUACAGCGAACUCUAAUUUGGCAGUUUGAGAUCCUUUUUAUCUUUGCUUUUAUGUGUAUCCAUGUGUAUACUUCUGUCCAGAAAUUGUGGGAUAACAUAUUAUUCAU